Mya arenaria is the source of this 961-nucleotide messenger RNA. RefSeq lists its product as uncharacterized. Gene Ontology annotation, biological process: protein transport; vesicle-mediated transport. The transcript has 8 exons. Gene Ontology annotation, cellular component: intracellular membrane-bounded organelle. The coding region runs from base 61 to 498 and encodes 145 amino acids. The record is from RefSeq and is a predicted model, not a curated record. Lineage: Eukaryota; Metazoa; Mollusca; Bivalvia; Myida; Myidae.
CACAAUGUGUUGACAUUAAAAAGAAAGUAAAAUAUAGGUCAGAGAGAAAAAAGAAAACAGAUGAUUAAGUACCUGUUGGUGGCAAACACAGGGGCAGCGGUGCUGAUCGCGAGAUUCUACGAGCACGUGCCACGAGCCUCACAACAGGAACUUCAGGAAGCAGUGGUCCGUCUUUGUCUCGCCCGUUCGGACAAACAGAGUACCAUAGUGGAUUAUGAAGACUAUACUGUAGUAUACAAGAAGUUCAGUAGCGUUGUCUUUAUCGCUGGAAUCACCAAGGAUGAGAAUGAACUAGCCAUUAUAGAAUUAUUUCGGCACAUAGGAGAAACGCUGAUAAAGUAUUUCGGAAAUCUCACUGAGCUUCAUUUCGUGUACAACUACGAAAAGGUGUACAUGAUUUUGGAUGAGGUCAUUUCCGGCGGAUACAUUGCUGAGACCUGCACGCCUCGCGUCCUGGCACCCCUCCAGCUUACUGCUGCCGCUUCUCACCGGAAAUGAUCAACGAUGUUCAUGGAUACACAGAGAAAUCUAACAACAGAGAGGCGCAAUCUCAUUUACUGUAUCCGCGUAAUUGGACGCGGACGUUAGAACACCGAGGAAUUUGUUCCAACAGAAAAAAGAAACGUUUUAGCUGAGUAAAAAACAAUAUAUGCAGAAACAAGAAGUGGUUUAUUGGUUUAGCAUACAGAAUAGAUUAUAAUGAACUGGUCCGAUGUUGCCACACUUACCAGUAACGGGAGUUUCCAAUGUUUCAACCUAUGACCGCUGAAACAAGAUGGUUCAUUAUAGAGACUUUUUAAAGCUGCAAUAUUAUUAAAGGCAACGAUACCAGCAUUCUUAAAUACUGUAAAGAAUAGCACUUAUACUGGGUUAGGAGAUUGAAGUAAAAUAAUACAAUUGUGAAUUAAUUUCAAAUAAUUAUUUAUAAAUAAAAUCUAACAAUAAAUAUAAACAUACUUUC